Molecule: messenger RNA, 930 nt
Organism: Episyrphus balteatus (marmalade hoverfly)
Lineage: Eukaryota; Metazoa; Arthropoda; Insecta; Diptera; Syrphidae
Product: pre-mRNA-splicing factor ISY1 homolog
Exons: 4
Coding region: 76-882 (268 amino acids)
Biological process (GO): generation of catalytic spliceosome for second transesterification step; mRNA 3'-splice site recognition
Cellular component (GO): catalytic step 2 spliceosome; post-spliceosomal complex; Prp19 complex
Source: RefSeq, a predicted model, not a curated record
GUUCCAGCGCUAAAACACGCAAAACGUUUAAAAAAUUUACAAUUUAUUAUUAAAAAUUACUAAAAAUAAUCAAAAAUGGCAAGAAAUGCAGAAAAAGCAAUGACCACACUUGCUCGUUGGAGAGCAGCAAAAGAAGCUGAAACUGGUGCAAAAGAUAGAAGACCCUAUCUAGCUUCCGAGUGUACAGAAUUGCCAAAAUGUGAAAAAUACCGAUUAGAAAUUAUUCGAGAAAUAUCCAAGAAAGUUACACAAAUACAAAAUGCUGGAUUAGGUGAGUUUCGUAUAAGAGAUCUAAAUGAUGAAAUCAAUAAGCUUCUUCGAGAGAAACGCCAUUGGGAGAAUCAGAUAUCGGCUCUCGGUGGGCCACAUUAUCGCCGAUAUGGUCCGAAGAUGUUUGAUGCCGAAGGUCGUGAAGUGCCAGGCAAUAGAGGAUAUAAAUACUUUGGAGCUGCCAAAGAUCUACCCGGGGUGAGAGAACUCUUUGAACAGGAACCACCUGCACCGCAAAGAAAAACUCGUGCCGAGUUAAUGAAAGACAUCGACGCUGAAUAUUAUGGCUAUCGAGAUGAUGAUGAUGGAAUUCUGAUUCCACUGGAAGAAAAAGCUGAAAAAUUAGCCAUACAAAAAGCCCAUUUAGAAUGGAAAGAGAAAAUGGCCAACAAUGAGCGAAUGGACGAUGAGGAAGAAGAAGACAUUUAUCCGGUUUCGGCUCCAGUGGCGGAGAGGGAAGAACAACAAUCUAAAGAUGUUGUUGAUCCAAUGGAUAUGUUGGCACCUCGAUUUACAGCUCAUGUUCCGGUACCCACACAAAAAGACAUCGAAUCGGCUUUGUUGAGAAAAAGAAAACAAGAGCUUUUGGAUAAAUAUGUUGGAGAUGAUUAAAAAUAUGUACUAGAAAUUAAAGAUUUUUUAUUUGGGUUUGAAAAAAGA